Messenger RNA from Acanthamoeba castellanii str. Neff, 528 nucleotides. Its product is annotated as GAF domain containing protein. The transcript is spliced from 5 exons. The record is from RefSeq and is a predicted model, not a curated record. The coding region runs from base 1 to 528 and encodes 175 amino acids. Gene Ontology annotation, cellular component: cytosol. NCBI's taxonomy places the organism in Eukaryota, Discosea, Longamoebia, Acanthamoebidae. Gene Ontology annotation, molecular function: protein binding; L-methionine (R)-S-oxide reductase activity.
AUGGAGAAGCUGCACGGCAUAGAAGUGGCGAAGGAGGGCGAGUUCUAUGGGAAGCUGGUGGCCGAGGCCAAGGCGUUGAUCGACGGGGAGGACGACCUCAUCGCCAACGCGGCCAACGUAGCUUCCCUUGUCUUCCACGCCCUCAACGAGAGACGCCCUAACGCCGUCAACUGGGUGGGGUUCUACUUCGUGCGGGGGACACCACCGAUCCUUGUGCUGGGUCCCUUCCAGGGCAAGAUUGCAUGCUUGCGGAUCCCCAAAGGGAGGGGCGUGUGUGGUGGUGCCUGGGAAAAGCGGGAGACUCUACUAGUCAAGGAUGUGCAUGCAUUCCCUGGACACAUUGCAUGUGACUCUGCCUCCAAUUCUGAGAUUGUGGUGCCAAUCAUUUCACCCAUCACCAAUGUAGUUGGUGUAUUUGACAUUGACAGCCCAACUGUGAAUGGGCUGAAUGAAGAGGAUGCAGCUGGCCUUGAGGCUAUUGCCAAUGUCCUGGCAAAGGAAGGCAAGUGGGUGCAGCUCAACUACUGA